AUGCCGUACGAGCUGAUGGCCAGCGUCGAGACGCUGGUCCUGGGCCUAUGGCAUCAUACCCUUCGACUGGCGCCCAGGAAGAGCAGGAAGCUUGCCUGCAACCCCGCCACUCGCACACUCAUCGUUGGAGGGUUUGGAAGGGUUUGGAGGGGUCGGUGGAGGGUCGAAGGAGGGAUGAGGGGUGGUGGAUGCCGAGCAGGGGUCGAAGAGGGGGCCAAGCUCGGUACAUGGCGACUGGCCGAGAGUGCCACACAAAUCGCUCGUACCUUCAGCUUUCCAUGGUCUGCACCGCCUCUUGGACCAGGGUCUGUGACAAGCUCAUCCAAGUCCAAGGAGGGGGUAGGGGUAGGUGGGGGGGAACGCCGCGAGGGCAAGGAGGGCUUCGAAUGCCGAUCGACACGCUUGGAUAGAGGCGAUAAGCACAUCGCUGCGGGCGCGUAUCGACGAGCUGCCCAUGCCCAAGUAGCCACCUGCAACGUCGUGAAGCCAGGCAAGCCAGGCAAGACCAGGAUGCUGUGCAUGCGCGAAAGCCUCGGUAGCCUUGGGAAUGGAGAGAUUUGCAUGAUUCGAUCAAUUCCUGCAUCGUGCGAGAAUCGCCAUUCUCGAUAUUCUUUAUCGCUUUGGAUGACGAGGAGACUCGAAGCUUGGGAGCUGCGGGACAAGCUGGUGUCUCGGAACACAAGAACGUUGCAGGCGGCAAUCAGUGGUGGACGAUCGAAAAGCGUAGGCCUGCUGGGCAAGGCACUCGCUGAGUUUCGUGUCAUACCGAGCCUAUAUGUACACCUCGCUGGAAGGCCCCGAGGACUGGGACUCCACAGCGUCCAGGUCCUCAACUCGCUUCUGGAUUCUUUUCCUGCCCGGCUGCCUGAACUCUUCACUGGCCCGGGGCUCCGAGCACUGGGAUUUGACUUAUCAGAAGAGCUGCAGCACGACCUUCCGCUACCCAAUGGGACGCUGCCGUGGCAUUUGUCGAGUGUCACAAGAACGCUGUUAUUGGAGUACCCGUCAGCGACAGGAACAGCGUGGCCAGCCUGGACAGCGAGAGAUCGGGGCUUUUCAUCCUGGGGCCUGGCUGGGAGAGCGGGCGGGGGAGAGAAUAUGCUGAUGCCUGAGGCGGGAGCGUGCCAGCUGCCGGUCCCCUCCACCGUCCCCCUCCCCAAGUCCCAAGACUCCCCUCGUCAGUCCCAGCUGCUAGCUCGUACCACAUCACUGAAUGGCGACCCAGGCCAAGUCACUUAG
Molecule: messenger RNA, 1239 nt
Organism: Verticillium dahliae VdLs.17
Lineage: Eukaryota; Fungi; Ascomycota; Sordariomycetes; Glomerellales; Plectosphaerellaceae
Exons: 4
Coding region: 1-1239 (412 amino acids)
Source: RefSeq, a predicted model, not a curated record